Sesamum indicum (sesame) is the source of this 1189-nucleotide messenger RNA. RefSeq names its product UPF0235 protein At5g63440. The record is from RefSeq and is a predicted model, not a curated record. NCBI's taxonomy places the organism in Eukaryota, Viridiplantae, Streptophyta, Magnoliopsida, Lamiales, Pedaliaceae.
ACCUUCCAUUGAAACGCGGCGCAGAGGAUAUAAUUCCCAUUUUCAUUUAAGCCAAGUUCUCCAUAACCCAUUUUGCGCCUCUUUCUCUUCUCCCCCUCUCUGCCACUGCAACAAGAAUUUGGGUUCAGCAAGAUCUCCAUACCUGGGCAGAGUUGUGCAGAUUGAAUAUAUACAUAUAUAGAUACAGCAAGGUAUAUAUUUAUAUAUACACGCAGACAGAUACAGAAAUGCCGAAGCGAACGACGCAUACUUAUUCGAGCGAGGACGCUUUGCCUGACGGCCCCGACUCCGAUCUCUUCGUCUACUACUGCAAGCAUUGCGGCUCUCAUGUCCUCAUCACCGAUACACAAUUGCAGAAAAUGCCGAAGAGGAAAACAGACAACGCAUAUGUUUUGGACCGGAAGAAGCAUCUUGCAAGGCUGAACACUAGCGAAGCAGGAAAGGUCCUUUUAAAGCGCGGUGAAGGGAAAUUGGAGAGGCAGUAUCGAAUGAAUUGUGUGGGUUGUGAGCUUUUUGUUUGCUAUCGUGCAGAAGAAGAACUCGAAUCUGCUUCUUUCAUCUAUGUGGUUGAUGGUGCACUCAGUACUAUUGCUGCUGAAACCAAUCCACAGGAUGCUCCUGUCCCACCCUGCAUAUCACAGUUGGAAGGAGGCCUUGUUCAAGUGGCCAUAGAAGUGGAAGAUCGUGCACAACGCUCAGCAAUCACAAGAGUAAAUGCUGAUGAUGUUCGAGUUACUGUAGCUGCACCUGCGGCCCGAGGAGAAGCUAACAAUGAGCUUUUAGAGUUUAUGGGAAAAGUAUUGGGUCUGAAACUGAGCCAGAUGACUCUUCAAAGGGGUUGGAAUAACAAAUCAAAGCUCCUGGUGGUGGAGGAUAUGACUGCCAGACAGGUAUAUGAGAAGCUUCUCGAAGCUGCACAACCUUGAGAUAUCUUCCCACAAGCAGCUUUGGUCUCGCGCUUUUCUAUGUGAACAACUUGUUAUUACGAGCGAGCUUCUACUAGUUGAUUCUGGGGAAUAGCAGCAGAUUCAUAGGCGUAGCGAACCUUUUCAUGUUUCCUAUGUAGAACAGUAACUUGACUUCAAACCACCCUUUUGUUCGUAGUUGAGGAAUUGGAUGCAUUUGCUGCCUAUAGACACGCGAGCUACUACUUCUUUAUAAGCAAAGUUUCAGCCUUCAUUGCAUUCUA